Messenger RNA from Mangifera indica (mango), 813 nucleotides. RefSeq lists its product as uncharacterized. Bases 282 to 755 code for a protein of 157 amino acids. The record is from RefSeq and is a predicted model, not a curated record. NCBI's taxonomy places the organism in Eukaryota, Viridiplantae, Streptophyta, Magnoliopsida, Sapindales, Anacardiaceae. The transcript has a single exon.
CCAUUAGGACAACUGAUGAUUUCUUGACGUCCAGUAUUCUAUUAUAUUUUGAUUGUCCCACCUGAAAGCAAUUGUUGCAUUACCUAAUUGAUGAUGCAAUGCGUGAAUUGAAGGAGAAAUUGCCACCUUUUGUAAUUUUGCUUUGCACGUAUCAUUCUUUCUGCUUUUACCCUUCAUAAUACCUGCCCGGAGGACAAGGAACCUAUUCCUUAACAACACACCAAUGACUUGUAUAAACCAUUUUGCUUCUCCAUCCUUACCUUCUUCCUUAUUCUUCAUUCAUGGCUAUGGAGGAUUGGAACAUGCUUGCUGCAGAUUGUGUUGUUAUUUCCUGUUGCUGCGAAUGCUUGAUCCUUCAACUCAUCUUUUUCAUCUUACUCAAACUUCCAUGGAAGCUCAUUCGAAAGGCGAAAGAAUACGCCAAGACAAAGAUUCACCGUAGAAGAAAAAAACAGAAGAUUAUCAAAACAAUGAAGGGUCGAUAUCAGGAUGAGAUUUUGCAAUGUCAUGGUGGAUCUGAGUUAACUAUACAAGUUGAAAGCUCUGGUUUAAGCUGUUGUAUGGAGGAAGUUGAGAAGGUGUUGGAGGAGUUUUCAGAAAAGGGAGAGUUUGCAUUUGGCAGCUUUUGGGGUAGGGAGAAAUCAAGGAACUCAUCAACAAAUUUAGCCCCUCAGGAAUUUUAUUUUAGUAACAGAAUUGUACAGUUUGAAAUUGUUGAAAUAUCUGCUUCUUUAAAUUACUCAUUUCCUUGUUAAUAUAACAAAUAUAAUAACCAUUCCACAUUUUACCAGAAAAAUAAACACAAACCCUAGA